This is a messenger RNA of Osmia bicornis bicornis, 994 nucleotides long. Its product is annotated as small ubiquitin-related modifier-like. The transcript has 5 exons. Gene Ontology annotation, biological process: protein sumoylation. Lineage: Eukaryota; Metazoa; Arthropoda; Insecta; Hymenoptera; Megachilidae. Gene Ontology annotation, cellular component: nucleus; PML body. The record is from RefSeq and is a predicted model, not a curated record. Bases 206 to 502 code for a protein of 98 amino acids. Gene Ontology annotation, molecular function: ubiquitin-like protein ligase binding; protein tag activity.
ACAUAACGAGCAGAUAAAGUUAAAAAGAAAUCAUCGCUGUUAGAAAGUGAUGUCUUUCCGAACGAUGAUACUUACUAAACGUUCAAAUUCUUAUUUUUAGAAUAGAAGACUGUGCAACUGACAAAAGCGCGGCGCCAUAUUGCAUGCUUGUGUUUGGUUACUGUUCUGGCGCGUGGUCGAGAAUUGUUAUAUUUAAUUAACUAUCAUGUCCGAUAAUCAGGAACAAAAACCCGAAGCCGGCCCAGGCGACGCAAAUUCCGAAUACAUCAAGCUUAAAGUCGUUGGAAAUGACAGCAAUGAAAUUCACUUUAGGGUAAAGAUGACCACUCAAAUGGGUAAACUCAAGAAAUCAUAUAGUGAUCGUGUGGGUGUACCUAUGACAUCUCUCAGGUUUCUAUUUGAUGGUAAAAGAAUUAAUGAUGAUGAAACUCCAAAGCAGUUGGAAAUGGAAAAUGAUGAUGUUAUUGAGGUAUACCAAGAACAAACAGGUGGUCACUACUGAAGAAAUUGAAUCUAUCAUUCAGUUUCAACAUCUUUUGAAGUGAAAGUGACUAUCAUAAACAAAUGGACAAGUUUAUCAGUAUAUAUAUGUAUGUUAAAAAAUAUGUAAUUUGGUUUUUUACGUAACAUUUUGAUGUGCUGUUCUACAUUCCUGUAACAUGGCAAGUUUAAGGACCAUCAGCAGUUAGUUUCAUACAUUGUAUACAUUUAAUCACUUAAAGCAAAAGCAAAACGAGAAAAAAAAAGGAAAAGAAAAUAGAAAAAAAUAAUCACGCCUUACAGCCAUGAAUUUUGUCCAUUGAUAAUAACUAGCAAUGUAUUUGCAAUCAACAGACUUUUUAAUUAAUAGAUUUAGAUCGCGAGAAUUUCGAGAAAUUAAACUUUACGUUCGUUAUUAAAACAUGAUACAUAUUGUAUAACGUGAACAUGAUUUAAACAAAAAUUGUUGCGUUUAAGGUGCGUCUAUAAUAAAAGAAAUAAUUGUAAUAUUUUC